Molecule: messenger RNA, 1182 nt
Organism: Beta vulgaris subsp. vulgaris (sugar beet)
Lineage: Eukaryota; Viridiplantae; Streptophyta; Magnoliopsida; Caryophyllales; Amaranthaceae
Product: protein FAR1-RELATED SEQUENCE 5-like
Exons: 2
Coding region: 1-1182 (393 amino acids)
Biological process (GO): regulation of DNA-templated transcription
Molecular function (GO): zinc ion binding
Source: RefSeq, a predicted model, not a curated record
AUGGUUGCUUUGCAUGGGGGUAAGGCACCCAUUGGAAUAUUGACAGACCAAGAUGCUGCCAUGAGGAAGGCCCUUCGCAAUGCUAUGCCGGAGUCUGUACACCGGUGGUGCAUUUGGCACAUCAUGAUGAAAUUUGGGAAGAAGCUUGGUUCAUAUGGUAAUUACAAAGAUUUGAAGGAAGCGUUGACGAAAGCCAUAUACGAGAGUGUAAGUCCAGAAGUUUUUGAGAGGAGUUGGGUUUGUGCCAUAGAGAAGUAUGAGCUUGGUGAUGAUGAAUGGCUUCAAGGUUUGUUUCGGGAAAGAGAUAUGUGGGUUCCUGCUUACAUGAGGCAUCUAUUUUGGGCGGGAAUGAAGACAACCCAAAGGUGUGAGAGCAUCAACAGUUUUUUUGAUGGUUAUGUUCACAAAACCACAAAAUUAUGCGAGUUUGCUGAGCAAUAUUGCAACGCGAUGGAAUCUAGAGCAAAUGCGGAGAGGGAAGCUGAUGCAAAUAGUUCAAGGUAUCUCCGUGUUGCUGUGACAACUUUCAAGACGGAGAUUGUGUUUCAAAAGUUGUACACGGAUGCUAAAUUUAGGGAGAUACAAAAUGAAUGUAUGAAGGUGUUAUACCUUGAAUGGACUGGUAAGCAGGAUGUUGGACAGGAUUUGGUUGAACAUACGUAUGAGGAUAGGGUUUGGGUGGUUAGCAAGGACACUAAAAAGGAGGUGCCUCUUGAUAGGAAUUGUGAAUAUGUAGUUCUUAUAGACAUGGAGACGACCGAAGCUAAGUGUGAAUGCAAGUUGUUUGAGUCUGCGGGAAUCUUAUGUAGGCAUAUAAUAUCGUUAUAUAAUAAGUUGAAAAUUAAGGAGAUACCUGAAAAGUACAUACUACGUCGAUGGCGGAAAGAUGUAUUCCGGAAGCAUACAAUGGUGAAGGUAGCUUAUCACGACCCCUCAAAGACGGAUGAAGUGCAGAACUAUGAUAGAAUGAUGCAUGUUUUUGACCCAAUCUGCUUGAAGGCAGCCAACUAUGGUGAUGUUCACACUGUGUUAGAGACGCUCCAAGUACUCAACAUACGCCUAGAUGAACGGCAUUCCAUGAAGAUUGCUGGUAUGAGCCUGAAAGAUUGCACUCCUACUUCUGUUGGUAACACAGUGGGUGCAGUUGGCAAAUGGUUCUGUAGGAGUUGGCAGCUGCAAUAG